Messenger RNA from Momordica charantia (bitter melon), 1969 nucleotides. Its product is annotated as phytoene synthase 2, chloroplastic-like. NCBI's taxonomy places the organism in Eukaryota, Viridiplantae, Streptophyta, Magnoliopsida, Cucurbitales, Cucurbitaceae. Gene Ontology annotation, molecular function: squalene synthase [NAD(P)H] activity; geranylgeranyl diphosphate synthase activity. The record is from RefSeq and is a predicted model, not a curated record. Gene Ontology annotation, biological process: biosynthetic process.
UGUUAAACCAUGAGAAGAGAUGGGAAUUAACAGAGAACAUGGCUGAAGAACCCAAUACUUGAAAGAGUUCUCCGAAGGGUAUCAACAGAGGUCAGAUUCUAAAAACCAAGUCCCAAAAACAGGACAAAUUUUCUUGGCAUUUUCCUCAACCCACUGUCUGUUUAUUAUGAGACAAGGCAUUUUCUUUGUCCUGUUCUUCACAACUCCAAAUUCCCAUUUCCAAUCAUACUCUGUUUAUGCCAUUGAACUCCAUUAGAAUAUACCUCCUUCACCUAUCAAAAUAGUUAAGAGUUAGCGCUUCAAAUUUUUACACACUUUUGCAGCUUUGGAAUUGCAUCUUCUUUUUCUGGGUUUUCUCCAAAGAUUUAUAAAAAUGAGUUCAUCAUUUUCCCUCGCUCCAAACCCUCGAAUCAUCGGAGAUCGCAAAGGAACAAAGUUCCUUCCACGACGAUCCACACUUAUAAUGAGCAGAGCUGAUGUAAUCGCAGAACCCAAAAGCAAAAACUUUCGCAGAUUAAAUUUUCCGACGUUGUCGAAACAGGGCAUUCCUCUCGCCGACUUGCACGUCGAAGAGAUCGUCCAGAGGCAAUCUCAGGCCAACCCUUUUUCCGGCGAAGAUUCGUGUAAGGAGCUGCGGCUCCAUCCUUCGUUUCUUGAAAAAGCUUAUGAGAGUUGCAGGAGAAUCUGCGCGGAAUAUGCUAAGACCUUCUAUUUGGGAACUUUGCUGAUGACGAAGGAGCGGCAAAGGGCAAUCUGGGCAAUAUAUGUUUGGUGUAGGAGAACAGAUGAACUUGUGGACGGCCCCAAUGCUGUUUACAUGAACCCAAAAGUUCUCGAUCGAUGGGAAGAACGUUUGCAAGAUAUUUUUGAGGGGUGCCCCUAUGACUUGCUGGAUGCUGCUUUGAGUCACACCGUCUCCAAAUUUCCCAUACACAUGAAGCCGUUCAGAGACAUGAUUGAGGGCAUGAGAAUGGAUACCAGAAAGUGUAGAUAUGAUAAUUUUGAAGAGCUGUAUUUGUAUUGUUACUAUGUGGCUGGAACUGUGGGCCUAAUGAGCGUGCCAGUUAUGGGAAUUGCACCCGAUUCUCCGCUUCCUACUCAAACUGUCUACAGUGCUGCUCUCCACUUGGGAAUUGGAAAUCAACUUACCAACAUCCUUAGAGAUGUGGGAGAGGAUGCUUUGAGAGGCAGGGUAUAUCUUCCUCAAGAUGAGCUUGCACAGUUCGGUUUAUGCGACGACGAUAUUCUGUCAAUGAGAGUUACCGAUAAGUGGAGAGAAUUCAUGAAAGAACAGUUGAAGAGGGCCAGGUUCUAUUUCAAGUUAGCAGAAAAGGGAGCUUCUCAGCUUGACAAGGCCAGCCGUUGGCCGGUAUGGUCAUCCUUGAUGUUGUACCGAAAAAUAUUGGAUGCAAUUGAAGAAAACGAUUACGACAACUUCACGAAGCGAGCUUAUGUAGGGAGAUCAAAGAAACUUCUCACACUACCUCUCGCAUACACCAAAGCUAUUUCAGCACCCAGGCUAGUUUUCCAUUGAUCGCAGAAGCAGAAAUUGGCUUUUGUUGACAUUUAUAAGAAGCUAAUGCAAUAUUGUCAAAUCUCUUUACACAGAUUGUGUAAAUCACAAAAUCUGAGAUAUAGAUUAUUACUACUUGCUACUGUUAUUAUUCUAAUUACAAAGGUUUCUGCAUAACAAAUUCUAUCUCGUUCGACAACAAAGAUGCAACGCAACCCCCCAUGGGGCCUGAUUGUUCAUUCAUCAAACGUAAACUUACCAAGUCGUCAAGGGCCAAAUGGGAAGUGUUGUAAAAGACAAACUGAAGAAUGGAACAAGGUGCACAAGAUCAUUGGAAAGAGUAAUAAAGGCACUCAUCGAAGGAAAUUAAACUAUUGGUCCAUCUGUAAACCCCCAAAAAUACUACAAGUAUCCUACAAAACAGUUAACAGGGAAGAAAAAAGAAAGAAAAGAAAA